AUGGCAUACACAAACCCCAACCCCCUAAACGUCUUCUCCGGCCCGGACUCGCUGUCUCAUUACUUCGACCCCGAGCAAAACCCGCCGUUGCCACUGGUCGAGUUACCUGCCGCGUUGAACCCCUUCCGCAAGGAUGGCGUGAGGAUUUAUGCAAAGAUGUUGACGGCGCUGCCGGCGCAGAAUGUCAAGUCUCUUCCUGGGAGCACGGUGCUCAGCAUGGGGGUUAUUGGGCGGGCGUUGUGGGGUCAUGAGGGGGUUGAGGCUUGGGUGACGAAUAAGAAGACGAGGGAGAGCUUGAGGGUUUUGAGGUUCUUUGGGGUGGGGAUAUCGUUGUAUGGAGGGUUGGCACAACAGGAGCCGUCAGACCCCAAAGGAAUCAUGGCGAGAUUGAGGAGGAAGGCGAGGGAGGAGGAGGAGGUGUGUUAUUUGGGGCAGUAUGAUAAUGAUGCUAACUGGCAAUCGCACUACAACCACACCGCCCCUCAGCUUGCGCUGCAACUCCACUCUUUGUCGGUGCUCUGCUCUACUAUUGGGACAGGGGGUUGCAUCACCGGCACAGGGCGAUAUCUCAAAUCUCAUUUGUCGUCUGAUAUCAAAGUUGUUGGUGUUUGCAACGUCUUUGGAGAUCCAACACCAGGGCCGAGACAUUUCCCUGGGUUUGAGUCAAGCCCGUUUCCGUGGAGGGAGACGAUUGACGAGUUUGUUAGUGUCAAGUCGGAAGAUUCCUUCAGGAUGAGUAUGAGGCUGAGUAGAUACGGGAUUAUCUGCGGGCCGUCAUCAGGGGAGGCACUUCAUGGACUGCUGGAGUGGCUGAGAGAAAAUGGUACCGACGGACUGAAGAGGGAUGAAAAUGGGGAGGUGAACUGUGUGUUUUUGUGUGCGGAUUUGCCGUAUCAGUAUAUGGAGUUGUAUUAUCAGAAGCUAGGGGAGGAGGAGUUUCCGGGGAUCAGAAAUCAGGUAUGUAGCACCCAGAAAAGGGAAGAGGAAUGGUUCCUUGCGCCAGAGAAGACAGUCGACAUGUUGGUUGGGGAGGGUGGUGAGAAGUAUGAUGGGGAGGUGCUAUGCAUGGUGCCCUCUUCUUGCGCCUGCACAACGACGCGAACAUCAAGAACAUACAGGCAGCAACAGCAACCAAUUGAGGGGAUAUUCGGGGACUGUUCACCAGGUGCGGUAUCCUAUGUCUCGGAGUCUGCCUCGACGAUAUUCUCGACGGCAUCACCAUCAUCAUCGGUGUACAGUGUCGCUACCACGACCAGUGUUGAGUCACAGUAUUCUUCGAUGGGGAAGGUCAUCGAUGUAAGACCGAGAGCGGAGUUUGUCAAAUCCCAUCUGAGAAAUGCGGUGAAUAUUCCAUUAUCAGUGACAAAGGAUGACUUUUAUGGGGAUCCGCAGGCUGUUUGUGAGAGGUGGAAGGAAAUGAAUGCCGCGUUCAAAGAGACUGGUGUGUUGAAUCACCAAGAGGAAGAUGAUGACAGACAAACACUUGUCGUUUGUUUGGAUGGGGACUCUGGAAAGAUGGCGGCUUCUAUGCUCAGAGGGGCCAGCAAGAAGGUUGGCAAGAAGAGAGAAGUCUUUUGUGUAGAUGGGGGGUGGGGAGUGUUGGAAGCGUGGCUAAGAAGGAGGGGCUAUGGUGAUGAUGUCUGGGAUGGGGUAGAUUAG
Podospora anserina S mat+ is the source of this 1659-nucleotide messenger RNA. RefSeq lists its product as uncharacterized. The record is from RefSeq and is a predicted model, not a curated record. NCBI's taxonomy places the organism in Eukaryota, Fungi, Ascomycota, Sordariomycetes, Sordariales, Podosporaceae. Gene Ontology annotation, molecular function: cystathionine beta-synthase activity; cysteine synthase activity. The coding region runs from base 1 to 1659 and encodes 552 amino acids. The transcript has 5 exons. Gene Ontology annotation, cellular component: cytoplasm.